CAGAAGAGGCAGUAGCCCUAAGCUUGCCCAACUGGGCAGAGGAUCCUCCUCCAGUUGCCACUGGUAGCCUGAAAUGAGGGUUAGCACACCGUGAGCUACCUGUCCACAGUGGCAGAGGUGAGAUGAAGCCUUCUUGCAAUCUGAAAGGUGGAAUUUGUUGUACUACAGAACUUUCUCAUCCAAAUAAGCCAAGGCUUAAGUGAUAACUGAGUGUCUUGGUAGCAGAACAGAAAUGAAUAACUCAACAUACAUAAAUUCUUCUGCUGAAAAUGUCAUGGCUUUGGAGAGUCCCUAUAAAACUGUUGAGGUGGUCUUCAUCGUCCUGGUAGCAGGGUCUCUCAGUCUAGUCACCAUAAUUGGGAACAUCCUGGUCAUGGUGUCAAUCAAAGUCAACAGGCACCUACAGACUGUCAAUAACUAUUUCCUGUUCAGCUUGGCCUGUGCUGACCUGAUUAUCGGCAUCUUUUCAAUGAACCUAUACACCCUCUACACUGUGAUAGGCUACUGGCCCUUAGGGCCUGUGGUAUGUGACCUCUGGCUGGCUCUUGACUAUGUGGUCAGCAAUGCCUCUGUAAUGAACCUCCUAAUUAUCAGCUUUGACAGAUACUUUUGUGUCACCAAGCCUCUGACAUAUCCUGUAAAGCGGACCACAAAGAUGGCAGGCAUAAUGAUUGCAGCUGCGUGGGUGCUGUCCUUUAUCCUCUGGGCCCCUGCUAUUCUCUUCUGGCAGUUCAUUGUGGGAGGAAGGACUGUCCCAGAUGGAGAUUGCUACAUCCAGUUUUUUUCCAACCCUGCUGUCACUUUUGGCACUGCCAUUGCAGCCUUCUAUUUGCCUGUUAUCAUCAUGACUGUCCUGUACUGGCAAAUCUCUCGGGCCAGUAAGAGUCGGAUAAAGAAAGGGAAAAAGGAAGCUGCCCAAAACCAAGAAACAGUUUCCCCUAGUCUCGUCCAAGGUAAAAUAGUGAAACCAAACAAUAACAACAUCCCAACCAGUGGAGAUGGGCUAGAGAACAGCAAAAUUCAGAAUGGAAAAACCACUGGAGAGACUGUGACAGAGAAUUGUGUUCAAGGGGAGGAGAAGGAGAGUUCCAAUGACUCCACCUCUGUCAGUGUCGUCGCUUCCAAUGUGAAAGAGGAUGAAGCUACCAAAGAUGCCAGACAAACUUCUGACUCCCAAGACCACCUCAAAGGUGAGAACUCCAAGCUGACAUGCAUCAGGAUAGUCACCAAGUCCCAAAAGGGUGACUGCUGUGCUCCCACCAACACUACUGUAGAGAUUGUAGGCACCAACGGGGAGGAGAAGCAGAAUAGUGUAGCCCGGAAAAUUGUCAAGAUGACAAAGCAGCCAGCCAAAAAGAAACCACCUCCUUCUAGAGAAAAAAAGGUGACAAGAACUAUUUUGGCCAUACUCCUGGCUUUCAUCAUCACCUGGACCCCAUACAACGUGAUGGUGCUCAUCAACAGCUUCUGUACAUCCUGCAUCCCUGGCACUGUAUGGACCAUAGGUUAUUGGCUCUGCUACAUCAACAGCACCAUCAACCCUGCUUGCUAUGCGCUCUGCAAUGCUACUUUCAAGAAGACCUUUAAGCACCUUCUUAUGUGUCAUUACAAGAAUAUAGGAGCUACAAGGUAAAAAUAAUAAUAGUACUAAUAACAAUAAAAUUAAUAACGGAAAAGGUGAAGCAGUUCAAAUAUGUGAAAAAAAAACAAACAACCAAAACAUGAAAAAGCAAACAAAAAACCCCUCCCCACAAACAAUGCCAUAGCACUUUAUCCUCUUCUACAGAAUGUGCAAUCCAGGAUGAUAGUGGAAAUACUAAGAGGCACCAGUUCCACCCAUCAGAACCACACUUAAAAACCAUUUCUUUGAAUUAUUGAGAAGAAGUCUUGAGGCAUGAGGAUGUUUGAGGAAUUAUCCAAUAUGUGGACUGAAGGCACACUUCCUUGCUUUCUGAGACUAUUCCACAGAAUGGCUUUAGAGUAUACAACUUCCUGUCAUUGUGUGUAAAAUAUUUGUCCUUUGUUUUUCUUUUGUGUUUUGGUUUUGUUUUGUUUUGUUUCUCUCUCUGUGUCUGUUUAGUGUGUUAUCUAGGAAACAAAAUAAAACAAAACCAAAACACCAAACCAGAAAUUUCAAUAGUAAUUCUGUGGAAGAGGCACAGGAGUUGGGAAGAUCUUUACAUAGUCGUAAUGAAUCAUGAUGGAUGAUGGUUCCUAAAGCCCAAAGUUAUCAAGUGUUUGUUUGUUUGGUUUUUUUAUCACUGUCAUGUAAGAACCUUAAAGUUAGGUUAUUUUAUACUGUUUUUGAAGCUAUCAUUUCCGAAGUUGCAUCCGCUCUGGAAAUGUACUUAUGCUUAACAUAUAACUUUUGCCUCAAUUGUAAAUCACUCAAACUCUGGCACUCACCCCUUCUGGGAGUAUUUGUUCUGUGAUUCCAUCAUCAUCAUGACAAGAUAAAAGUGAAAAAGAAAAAAAGACGUCUUUUCAAAGUUGCAACAUGCCAAGACUAUUUCAGCAUCCAUGCAUACCAAAGUUUUUGAGAUUAUUUUUUUCACUUUAUCAUAUAACAUUCACUCAUAGAUUUGUCCUUUACAUAUCAGCUUUGUACUUUGCUUGUCUAGGGCACAAACAUUAACUAUCAAAAGAAAUUUUAAAUUCAGAGGUCUCAUACGGUAAGCCACCAUGAUGGUCAAAGUGGCUCAGUUGAAGAAUCGAAACAAGGUUAUUAGAAGGAAAAUGAAGGUUACACCAUUUUAAAAUUGGAUGCACAGAUGAAGAGAUAUGCUGAGGCUCUGGAGAAUGAAUAGGUAACACUGGAUGAUUGCUCUUGAUGAGUCGAAAAAUGAUACACACUGAUUUAUUGCGAGAAAGAGUAAAGAUGGACUGAUGUGCCCACAUACAUCAAGCUCUGUCUAAGCCUUUAGUGUGAAGCCAAGGUCCUUCCUAGGUGUAUCCCAAACAAGUUGUUUACUCUGUGGAGUUACAUAGCCUUUUGAGUCAGCUGGGAACAGUAUUUUCACUGUAAAUAAUCUGGAUAGGAGACUGGCAGGGAUCAUGUUCAAAUAUUUUCUGCUACUCUACACCAGUUCAAAUUCAGAUGCUUUCUAACUGGCAAAGAUUUUACUACUUCAGUAUUUAUUGUAGCACGACUGAGCACUGUGUGGGUAGGAUAAAGUAUAUUGAAUUACUGGAAACAAUAAUUGUCUGUGAGUUAUGCAUAUUCUAGUUAUCUCCUUCUUAGUAACUCUAAUUUCCAGGCACUAGUGAAGGUACACCUACACAUUUCCUAACCCAGAAAAGUAGUUUGCUACAAAGGCAGUGUCCUGAGAAACUGUCUUCUGGAGUGAAAGCCACUUAGCAAAUCAUUCUGUUAUUUCAAGCUACCGUACUAGAGUCUUCCAAAAUGCCCUUCAAAAUAGCAGUUGUCAAGAUUACAGGGAAAUUAAUCUUGCAGACUUAAGUUUUAAUAUUUGACAAGCUCAUAGGAACAGAGUCAAAACUGGCAAUAAGGCAAUUUUCAUCUUUAGAAGUACAAGUUCCUAGUAGAAAGUGAAUGUGAGGAGGAUUAAAAUGCAGUAACUUAAAGCCACAUUAAACAUAGGAUUAAUGUAUCUUAAUGUGCAUUCAUUGAUUUUUAUACCCCUAGUGAUUGCAUGCAAAUAUAUAUAAAUGUCUCCACAAAGCCAAGGACCUACUUUUGUGACGCUUGCUUGCCUUGAGCCAUGUUUACUCACGCUAUUUUAUCUUCCUGCUUGUAAGGAAGAAUUACUCAAUGAUAAGGCUCACAAAACUGAGUGCUGCUUGUCUUACAAAACUGCAUUCACUAGGCUUAUUUUGACAGGGCAUGGAAAAAACAUGAUCAUUUUUACAUUAUUCAUUCUCUUACAGUGUUAAAAAAUCCAGACAAAAGCCAAAGAUGAACUGAAAUGUAUUAAUUAUCUAAAUAUUAGUCCUUUAGAAAAUUUUCCUAAAAGAAACACACCUGAUUCUUUCUUUCAGCAAGCAUAGGUACUCAGAUUGGGAAAGAAUACUUUGUAUAUUCUUAUUUAACUUUUUAACCAUCAGAUGUGCAAAUCUUUUAUUCUGACCUUUGAAACUGUCACUUGUUCAUAAACUACUAAUUCCUCUAAGAGAUUGAGAAGUGCAAGAUAUAGAUUACAAUUAUGUUUUUUUCUUUAUCUGAUGUGAUGACACUUAGAAUGCUACGCAGGAAAAAAACCCAAACAUAUAUACAUACAUUUAUAUAUAUAGGUAUGUAUGUAUAUUCUGGGACCAGCAUUCAUGAAACAAACAAAAAAUUACUUUCAAUUUGAAGCUUUCUUGCACUGCUCUCCAGCACCACCUCCACUUUUGAUCUUAAAGCAGAGUAUGUUUUCCUUUGUGUUUUAGUAUAUUUAAAAGGCUUGCAGAACACAGUAUAUUGUGUGUUUUCCACCUUGUACUAAUUCAAUGAAAAAAAUAUUACCAUGUUACAUCCACAUUUGCAGAAAAUUAAACAAUGUAAAAGUAGAUUACAUAAUGCACAUGUACAUAAAGGCAUGCAAACACACACACCUAUAUGGUUUAUACACACGGAAAAUAAUCAUCUAAGGUUCAAGACUUUUCAUGUCCAUGUUGUACUUGCUAGGAUGCGGUGGGAGGUGCAGAGUGAACACUUACUUAUGACACUGUCUAACCUCUUCUGGAGGCAGACAGAAGGCAGAGCUUACUCUGAGAUAACUGGGAACCUCUCAGGUCUUUUACUGGUUCUGCCUCAGGAAGACAAAAAGUGAAAUAACCUUUUAAGCCACAAAACAAUUUGUUCUUUUGAACAUCUUUUGAUCUCUCAUGUCUUUCCUUUGUGUUCCAAACCACAUUCACCAGGCUUCCCUUUCCUUCAUGAGUGAGUUUCACAAGAUGUAUAUGCACCCUGAGUACCUUCUCUGGCUCAUUCAGCUGUUAUCUGUGCCUCCCUGUUCCCAAAGCAGCACGUGGUCCAGCUGCUUCUGCUGCCAUGUCUUCAUCUUGGGCUUGACCAAAGGAUCCCAGCAGUACAUUCACACUAGUUCCAUUUCACAUAGAAAUUGAGCAAAAUGUGUGAGUGACCCAAGAGAAGAGAAGAAGACAACCCCCUCAAAAAAUGCUGCUAGCUCUUUUUGCCUUCUCCUUUAUUCCUUCUGAUUAUUUCCAGAAACAGGCUAAAAUUGAAAGGGUCCAAGCAACUGUUGACAGCAAACCUGCUGCAGCAGGAUCUGUCAUUUCAGCAGCCCAUUGGAAGUGGCUUGUACUGUUACAGGCUAUCCCUACCUUCACUGUUCAGGGGGAGAAAACAGCUUGAAGAUACAUCAGCCCAACUGGCACUUCUUCUGAGUAUUGAAAACAUCUGUGGGAAAGAAAAGAAAAGAAAGCAAAGCAAAGCAAGAAAGCAAGCAAGAGAGGAAGGCAGAAAGGAAUAAAGAAGCUGAAGUGGUGUUGAGAAAUCUUUUUUCUAGUGAGAACAAAACCUAAGAAAAUAAAAUCUGUCAGCCUUCUUUCUGAUUGGGAUUUUGAUUUGAUUUACUAGGAAUCAUGAAAAUACAUUUAGAGAUAGUCUGAAUACUCAUCAAUGAAAAAAAUAGUCCAAAGGCAACAAGCACAUCUAUAUAGAUCAGACGGCUUUGUCUCUCUUUUUUGCCUCACAAAUGUUCAUAGGGAUAGAAGCGCUCAAAUGGUCUCCAGGGAUCUGUUCUUUGGCAUCCACAAAAGGUAUAAAGGGGACAAAAGUUAGUGCUAAAUCUAUCAGCUCUGUGUUUUAUGUUUUUCUUGUGACAGAAAACAUCCUGACAAGUGGAAGCAUAUUUAGCGAGUGUGGCUGUGAUGAGAAUAGCCCACACAAUAGUGAAGAAACCUUUACGGUAGCCCAGCUGCUCCUGGCCAUCCCACAUAGAGAAGGGCAGGAGGUGAUGGGCAUUUUUUUCAUUAGUUUCAUCUCCUGGUGAAUUGAAAUGUGUCCAUGUAUCUGCUUUGUAGUGGAGCUUGCUGCUAAACUCACUGGCACGUUCCUCAGUUGUGAUGGAUUUUGAUCCAUGGUGUUCAUUCCUCUGGAUAUAUGUGACAGUCGCCCCAGUACUGACUGAGGAUGCAACUCCUCGUUUCCACUGCAGUGCUGAGAUGUCAUACUUUGAAUUAUUCACCUUAGGUGGCAGUACACCCCUUUGGCAUUUUCACUACCCCAAACAACCCCUAACAUUCUGUGAUUCUGUGAUUCCUCACUUUAACAUCUGUUACCUACAUUGCAGCUACAGAUGUGCCGUUUCUCUGGCCUUUCAGGCAAAAAUAAAUGCUGGUAUUCCAAUUCCUUAAUUGCACCAAAAUCCAGCCUUCCCUAGCAUGCAAAUCUCUCUCCACUGAAGCCCAGGCUUCUGUGUUGAAUGAGAAGCUCCAUAAAUCUUUUCUACAUGGAUUUUAAACUGGAAGCAAAAAAAAAAAAACAAAACCUUAUGUGAAAAAAAGCCAAAUCAAUUCUCCUCUUCCCCUGUUUUGUCAUCUACAUAUUAGAAGAAACAGUGGAUAAUGGCAAAAAAAAAAAAAAAAAAAAAAAAAAAAAAAAAAAAAAAAAAGUGAAAAUUCUUGUAGUGAAACAUUUAGUGUUCUCAAAUCCUUUUUAUUUCAUGUGCUUACUAUCAGAGUACUCACUGAGAACCUAAAUCUAAGAAUCUGGUUAUAGCAAGGAUGAGUUGAAUAUGAAUCAUUUACCACAGACAACACAUUUCUUCUAUAUUUUUACUGCUCUCCUUUUGCUAUGCCCUCUUUUGCUAUGUUGUGGAACUAGUGAGUUACACUAGCCUAUCAGUCCUCCCAGGCCAUAUUUCAGCAUACUAGGUACACUUGUUUCCCAUAUUUCAUUCUGGCAUUAACCACAUCAAAGGAAAUAAUUUUUUGUGUCUUUUCACCUUCCAAAGUUCUAUAGUACCUGAAAAGUGCCAUUAGUAACUACUCUUCAUCUUUCUAGAGUGAGUUUCAGUUUUAUGUUGUUUUCUUAUUUACUGCACUUGCCAAGCAGCACAUGGAAGCUUCCCAAAGUGCUCUGACUCUGGGAGAAGUGGUUGUGGCAGGUAUGUGAGGCAGUAUGACCACGGUCCACGUUAGAGUUGCCCUCGGAAGGAAGACUUUUGCUCUGUGUUUAACAUAUGGACUGGUUUACCUGACAGCACUGAAGAAAGCACAUGGGGACAAGCAUGACAUGCCCAAACUUGCAAAGGGACAGACAAGUCAUGGUUGCAUUGUUUUUCUGCUCCCUAAAGCUUACAUAGGCUGAUGGGAUAGGGAAGAUUUUUCCGGAGGCUCUGUCUCUACACCUUUACCCCAAAGACAGCCAUUCCCUGAAACACAUCACGGGGUGGUAGUAAUAACAAAAACUCUGAUGAGAGUGCCAUGGUCACCAAUAAACAGAUCUUCUUAUAUCUUAUCCCUUAAUUCCGGUGCCAGCUUUGCAGAGGUGGUUGGCAAGUUAGAGACUAACAAUUUGUAAAUACCUUUAGAUAGUUUCUUUUAACAUGACUAACACCAUAUAUUGACUGUGUAACACAAAAACAAAACAUUAUGUGUAAUACUAUCCAGAUAAGUUUAUAAUGUAAAUAGAUCUGCGAUGAAUGUCCAACUAUACUUCAAGCUCCACAUAUGGGGUAGCACCUCAUCUCUUCUUGAGACUUUUUUUUAACUUAAGGGUAUGGAAAAUCUGUUAUUCAUUUGUAUUUUAAAAAGCUAUUGCAUUCUCUUCUUCAACACAAAAUACUACUGCAAGAAAGAAGGGAAUGUGUUACAUGUAUGUGAUAACCAAAAUUAUAUGUUAAAACGGGGAACUGAUGAUCUCAUAAGUCAAGGACUGGUCAAAUUCUUGAUGCUGUACAUUUGAUAUCAUCAAUAAGAUAAGCACAAGUUUAUGGUUAGCUGUGUAAAGCUGACCCACUUGAUUAUGUAUACGUUAUAGAUAUAUUUAUAUAUGCUGUAUAGGUAUAUACAUAUUAUACACAACAUUCAUACAGUGAGAGCCAAGUUUGAUAAAAUCAUAUUAACUAGGAGUUUGGGUGUAAUAUUAUGCUCCAUUUGGAAGAAAAAUAUCUGUGUUAUUCAACAACAUUCAAAUAUGUUAUGCAGGAUAAAGGAAGAAGGUGUAUCACCAAAAUAACUCACAAAGGACUGAGAUGAUAAGAAUUUGAAAUACCUUGAUGACACAACUAAAAUUACAUGCAAUAUAUGUGUAUGUACUUCUGUUCAGUUGAAUUCCUAGCUAAAGCAUUGCAUUAAACAGACAAUUAUAACAAUAAUAAAAA
This is a messenger RNA of Pogoniulus pusillus (Red-fronted tinkerbird), 8291 nucleotides long. RefSeq names its product cholinergic receptor muscarinic 2 (gene CHRM2). Lineage: Eukaryota; Metazoa; Chordata; Aves; Piciformes; Lybiidae. The transcript has 3 exons. Gene Ontology annotation, cellular component: plasma membrane; dendrite; synapse. Bases 233 to 1633 code for a protein of 466 amino acids. The record is from RefSeq and is a predicted model, not a curated record. Gene Ontology annotation, molecular function: G protein-coupled serotonin receptor activity; G protein-coupled acetylcholine receptor activity. Gene Ontology annotation, biological process: regulation of smooth muscle contraction; regulation of heart contraction; adenylate cyclase-inhibiting G protein-coupled acetylcholine receptor signaling pathway.